This is a messenger RNA of Papilio polytes (common Mormon), 979 nucleotides long. RefSeq lists its product as uncharacterized. The coding region runs from base 47 to 979 and encodes 310 amino acids. The transcript is spliced from 9 exons. The record is from RefSeq and is a predicted model, not a curated record. Lineage: Eukaryota; Metazoa; Arthropoda; Insecta; Lepidoptera; Papilionidae.
CAAGAAAUACAUCACAAUCUUGAAGUUUUCGUUCGCAAGUAUUAAAAUGGAGUUCGCGGAUAGAGUGUUCUUGUUUCACGACAAAACUCUCAUUUUCGGCGGCACGCCUGCUUACAUGUUCUUUAAAUACGGUCGUGAAUACCGUUUACGACUGGCGUUUGAUGCGGGCUUGUUGGAGAAUGACGCAAUGGCCGAGAUACUGCGCAGGGCCCAAGGCGCGGGCGCGAGAGUGCGCGCCAACUUGGGCACCAUGCUCAUACUGAUGGUACCAGCUUUCCCCACCGCUACUGUCGCUGCCUUCAUCAAAGAGCUGACAAUAAACACCAAGGAGUAUGGUAUCACCUCCAUACACAUAAGCGUACCCGACUCACAAGAAGUUUGUCAAAGGGCCAUCAAUGAAUCAAAAUCACGUUUACCAUUGUACGAAACAAUCCCACCGCUGAAUUUAUCGAGUAGCGCCUUGGUACAAAUAUCUGAGCAUCCGUUGUGGAAGCGAAAGACAUCGGGUUGCUGUGGUGAAUCACAAAUAAAAGCGUUUGGAAGGAAAUAUUACGCAUUUUAUGCUUAUUACAAAAUCUACUUUAUCGUAAUGAUGACGUCAUCCGCCCUGGCCGGCAUUGCUAUCGGCCUGAUACAAUCGGAUUUACUCGUUCAUUUAGAGAUCGACGCAAGCAAAUCUUUACACGGCGAACUUUUGAACGUUGAAUCGAGAAAACAGAACACAACAUUGGUACUUCUUCUAGAUAAUUCAACUGACGCUACUUCUGUCGCAAACAACUACAUCCUUUCAGACACAUAUUCCACAGACGCUGAAAUUGAUUUCGUUGAAUAUACAGCUUUGGCAGAAAAAGAGAGCCUGACGGAGUACCUCGUUACCCGCGCGAUCGACUCACCUCAACACUACGUCACGCUGUAUGCCUACGGCAUCGGGAUAUACGAUAAAAAUAACACCAUGAAGUGUUUAAAACCUGGUGCUUGA